GAAAGGACCGUGGGAGGUGACCGAAGUCACCUGGGGAUGAUGAGGUGGCGACGCGCGAAAAGGAGACGAGCACGGGAGGAGGGGCUUCGAGGAUCAAGGAUGGUGAGCACGAAAGAACGUUGAGAUAGGAUUAGAGAAGAGAGAUGGAGAUGAAGCGGUAAGAAGUCGUUGGGGUUUCUGCUCAACGCUACAUUGAUGGGACGGUUGCUGGGCACUGGUCGGACUUGGUAAAGGAUGCAGAUCACACAAUGAGUCGAGGACGUCGCGCAUCAUGGACACCACUGCAGUCUACACGCAAUGCUGUCCUGGAACUGCGAGCCCUGGGUCAGUGGGGUGUGACGAAGUAAGUGCUGCUUCUCCUUCUAUCCACAGCCCGACAGCAAAGCACACAAAGUGUCCCAAACUUUGUCGACCAUCUGAGCUUGACACCUCGUGCUACCUCAUCCUACAUACAAUGGCGCGUGGCCGUCAUUUGCCGGCGUCAUUGCCGGAUAGGCCAUUCCCACAAGCCCCCGACUGCCUGUGUUGGAAACCCUUGGAAGAUCGGAAGAGCAAAGCCUUGCCGUUAUGUUCGAGAUGGAAGCCGCUCGGGGCUAUGCAUGUGGUGUCAUGUCGCACCAGCAUGCGCAACUCCUCUCGCCAGCCAGAGUGCCUGCUCCAAACUCCAGCAAUGGACACGGCGGGCAGCUUGUCACACUCCUGCGGCGAUGCUGACCAAGCCUGGCGCUCUGGCAGCUGAACGCUGAAUAUGCACUAGAUCCUGGUGUAUGCGACGAUGAGAUGGGCGUGCGACCAGCCAUACAAGGAAGGAGGGAGAGACGAUGUGCCCUGCUGCCAGGCCCAAC
Messenger RNA from Tilletiaria anomala UBC 951, 845 nucleotides. RefSeq lists its product as uncharacterized. The transcript has a single exon. The record is from RefSeq and is a predicted model, not a curated record. Bases 272 to 739 code for a protein of 155 amino acids. Lineage: Eukaryota; Fungi; Basidiomycota; Exobasidiomycetes; Georgefischeriales; Tilletiariaceae.